AUGGACGCCCGCAAGCAUCGAGAUUUACCCCUCCUGUCUCGACGGCAGGUGGAAGGGCUCAUCGCGAGUGGACGCACCAUUAUCAUCGUGGACGAACAUGUGUUGAAGGUCGACGCAUGGCUGAAGUACCACCCUGGCGGUGACAAGGCCAUCAUGCACAUGGUCGGUCGUGAUGCCACGGACGAGGUUACAGUGUUGCAUUCCCCGGAAGCAAGAGAGCAGAUGAUGCGCUACCGCAUUGGCCGAGUAGAGGGACGAUGGGAGAACUUCUUACCACCAAUCCAGGGAGGGAGCUUCCGCGAUAUGGCCACAGAAACACCACAGGGCGAAGAGCAGACUUCCACCUCCAGUGAUACCGACUCGCGCGAAGCCUCACCCGUCUUUGAUGCUGAAAAGCCCCUUGCUCACCGCCGACACAACACCACAACCACCAACACUAGAGGCCACUCCUCGUCGGCCAGCUCAGUAUCAUCGCAUGACGAUGACCACAAAAUGACACCUACGGGGUUCCUAGACGCCCAAACGAAAAAGGAGAUCAGCCUGGACCUCGAUCGAUACCCGUCACUCGACAUCAAAACACAACACGAAAUUGUUGUCAAAUAUCGUCUCCUCAACAAAAGGAUACAGGCGGAAGGGCUUUACGACUGCAACUACCUUUCCUAUGCCAUCGAGAUGGUGCGCUACUCUCUCCUCUUCAGUGGCAUGCUACUCUUCCUGAGCUGGGGUUGGUAUGUCCCGAGUGCCAUGUGUCUUGGUAUCUUUUGGCAUCAACUUGUCUUUGCCGCCCACGAUGCAGGUCACAUGGGCAUUACCCACGAUUUCCACAUCGACACAUGCAUUGGCAUCUUCAUCGCCGACUUCCUGGGUGGGUUGUCCUUGGGCUGGUGGAAGCGGAGUCACAAUGUUCACCACAUUGUCACCAACUCCCCCGAGCACGAUCCAGACAUCGAGCACAUGCCCUUCUUCGCCGUUUCCCACCGACUUUUGGGCAAUCUCUACUCGACGUACUACGACCGACUGAUGAAGUACGAUGCAUUUGCCAAAGUGAUGCUAUCUGUGCAGUCCAAGACGUAUUAUCCGAUCAUGCUGUUCGGCCGCUUCAACCUCUAUGUCCUCUCCUGGGAUCACCUGAUCGCCGGUCGCGCGCCACGGCACGGACCGGCGUGGUGGCAUCGUUGGCUCGAGGUGGUCGGCCAAGCGUUCUUCUGGGCUUGGUUCGGGUACGGCAUCGUGUAUAGGUGCAUCCCGACGGCCUGGGACCGGGUUGUCUUCGUCAUCGUGAGCCACAUGCUGCAGGCGCCGCUGCAUAUCCAGAUCACGCUCUCUCACUUUGCCAUGAGCACCGCUGAUCUGGGGCCGGCCGAGUCCUUUCCCCAAAAGAUGCUUCGCACCACCAUGGACGUGGACUGCCCGACCUGGCUAGACUUUUUCCACGGCGGGCUGCAGUUUCAGGCGAUCCAUCACCUGUACCCUCGUAUCCCGCGCCACAAUCUCAGGCGGACCCAGAAGUUGGUGCAGGAAUUCUGCGUCGAUGUCGGUAUUCCAUACGCACUCUAUGGCUUUGUGGACGGCAACAAGACCGUCAUCGGCAAGCUCGCCGAAGUGUCCCGACAGGCAGCCAUUUUGGCAGAGUGCCAAAAGCAUGUCGCGAGUCACGAAUAG
Messenger RNA from Verticillium nonalfalfae, 1662 nucleotides. RefSeq lists its product as uncharacterized. The record is from RefSeq and is a predicted model, not a curated record. The transcript is spliced from 2 exons. Gene Ontology annotation, cellular component: membrane. Gene Ontology annotation, molecular function: oxidoreductase activity, acting on paired donors, with oxidation of a pair of donors resulting in the reduction of molecular oxygen to two molecules of water. The coding region runs from base 1 to 1662 and encodes 553 amino acids. Gene Ontology annotation, biological process: lipid metabolic process. NCBI's taxonomy places the organism in Eukaryota, Fungi, Ascomycota, Sordariomycetes, Glomerellales, Plectosphaerellaceae.